AGUACUGCUCCCACCGCCACCGGGCUUGCUUCUCGGGGGCUGAAUUUAUUCCAAACAUUAAUCGUUUGUAGCGGAACAAACCCGUUGGGCUUAUAAAUGUUGUUAUCUGUCGGCUUGCCUCAUCCAGUUCUAAUUGAUGGUAAAUUGAAUUGAAAAAUCUUGCAGGAAAGGGAAGAUGAUUCACCACCUUGUAGCGGCAGCCUUGCUGCUGCUGGCCGCACAAAAAACGUGGGCGGACAUUCCCGAUUGCGACUUCUUUGACACUGUGGAUAUCUCGGCAGGACAGAGACUCCCCAAUGGCUCUUACUUAUACGACGGCCUGCUCAUACCGGCCCACUUGACGGGUAGCUAUGACUUCAAGCUUCUGCCGGACGACUCCAAGGAGGAGGUAAAGAGCCACGUAAGGGGAUGUGUCUGCAAAUUAAAGCCCUGUGUUAGGUUCUGCUGUCCCCACGACCACUUAAUAGACGGCGUCGAGUGCCACGAGAGUGAGGAGGCGAUGGACGAAAUCCAGGAGGUGAACGUGACCCUCAGCGACGGUUCGGUGGUCUCGAGGCGGGUCAAAACCGACCUCAUCGUGCAGUGGGACUUGCCCAUGCCCUGCGAGGAGUUGUUCUACCUGGACAACCAAUACGAGAUGGACGAGUGGACUCUGUUCGAGAAUGGAACCUUUCGCCGCCACCACGAUAACGCGAUCCUGAACAAGCGGGAGUACUGCCUUCAGCAUCGGAACUUCACGGACGGCAACGACACCCUCGUUCGGAUUGCACCGCACAACUGUCUGAUCUUGGAGUCCAGAACGGGACAAACCUUCAUCAUGGUCACAUCGCUGGUCUGCAUGCUCCUCACGAUCUGCGUGUACCUGGUGGUCAAGAAGCUGCAGAACCUGCACGGCAAGUGCUUCAUCUGCUACAUGGUCAGCCUCUUCAUGGGCUACCUCCUCCUGCUGCUGGACCUGUGGGAGCUGUCGCUCGGGUUCUGCCUCACGGCGGGCUUCCUGGGCUACUUCUUCGUGCUGGCCGCCUUCUUCUGGCUCUCCGCCAUCAGCAUGGACCUCUGGAACACGUUCAGCGGAAACACCCGCGUCCUGAGCCGCCUGCUGAUGGGGCAACGCUUCCUCACCUACAACGCCUACGCCUGGGGAAUGCCGUUGGUCCUGACCGGAGUCACCUACCUCGCUGACCGGCUCGUAGAGAACGAGGACUGGAAUCCGCGAGUGGGUGCGGAGGGACAUUGUUGGAUCUACACCCUUGGUUGGUCUGCCAUGCUCUACUUCUUUGGACCGAUGCUACUGCUGAUUCUGUUCAACCUGACCAUGUUCAUCCUGACGGCCAUCCCCAUAAUGCGAGUGAGGAGGGACAUUAAAGUCUGGACCAACAGGCGGGACGGAAAGCAGAACCCCAGUUUGGACAAGGAAACAUACAUGUCCUUCCUGAGGCUCUUUAUUGUCAUGGGUUUGACGUGGAGCAUGGAGAUACUCUCCUACUUGCUGCAGUCGGACCCGUUUUGGGCCAAGGUGUUCCUGGUGGCCGACUACCUAAACUGGUCUCAGGGAAUCAUCAUAUUUGUGCUGUUCAUUUUGAAGCGCAGCACUCUGAAACUCCUGCAGGAGCGACGCCAGCCAAAACCCAACUGGAGUACGAGAAUAAGAUCGAGUGGAAGCGCGACUGGUGGAUCCGUAAAUCGCUUAACCAGGACCAACUCCUCAGCCCAAAACUCUUCUUUGAUGUUGGUAGAAUCCGCUUAUAGCGACUCGUUAUACCCGGAAGACGCAGUAAGCAAAAGGAUAUAAGUGUAUAAGCCUGUCUGGAGACCAAUCAAGCCAUCGACGGACACGAUAAGCGGAGUCGUUAUAACAGGAUUCUACUGUAUUUUACUCAGAUUAACCUUGCAUGUUGGUUUUCUUAGACAGCAACUUAAAGAAAUACUUAUUUUUGAUACACUUUUUUUGCUAAUUAAGAAAUAACAUUAUUAUACUCGAAGUGAAGUAUUUUUGAUAAACAUUUUAAAUUGCUAAUCAAAAAAUAACAAAAUUAUACUCAAAGUAAAGUAUUGUAUCCCUACUUGAAAUAAAAGUAACUGAAAAAAUAUUAUAAA
Drosophila ficusphila is the source of this 2097-nucleotide messenger RNA. Its product is annotated as G-protein coupled receptor Mth. Gene Ontology annotation, molecular function: G protein-coupled receptor activity. The coding region runs from base 176 to 1792 and encodes 538 amino acids. Gene Ontology annotation, cellular component: membrane. The transcript has 8 exons. The record is from RefSeq and is a predicted model, not a curated record. Lineage: Eukaryota; Metazoa; Arthropoda; Insecta; Diptera; Drosophilidae. Gene Ontology annotation, biological process: G protein-coupled receptor signaling pathway; cell surface receptor signaling pathway.